AUAAAAAGUGGCGGGGAGGGCGGGAGCAGAGCUGGGCACUCGAGGGGCGCGGGGCGACAGGACGAUGGCCAUGGCCGUGGCUGUGCUGCGGUGAGAGGCACCCAGGGGAUCAUGAAGGCCAAUGGCAGCGCUCUGCUCAAUGCCUCACAGCAGGCACCAGGCGGCGGGGAGAGUGAGCAGCCGCGGCCGUCGUGGCUGGCCUCCACACUGGCCUUCAUCCUCAUCUUCACCAUCGUGGUGGACAUCCUGGGCAACCUGCUGGUCAUCCUGUCUGUGUAUCGCAACAAGAAGCUUAGGAAUGCAGGAAAUAUGUUUGUGGUGAGCUUAGCUGUUGCAGACCUCGUGGUGGCUAUUUACCCAUAUCCCUUGGUGCUGACAUCCAUAUUUAACAAUGGCUGGAAUCUGGGAUCUCUGCACUGUCAAAUCAGUGCGUUUCUGAUGGGGUUGAGUGUCAUCGGCUCGAUAUUCAACAUCACCGGGAUCGCCAUUAACCGCUACUGCUACAUUUGCCACAGUCUCAAGUACGACAAAUUCUACAGUAACAAGAACUCCCUCUGCUACGUGUUCCUGAUAUGGGUGCUGACGCUCGUAGCCAUCAUGCCCAACCUGCAAACCGGAACUCUCCAGUACGAUCCCCGGAUCUACUCCUGUACCUUCACCCAGUCUGUCAGCUCGGUGUACACGAUAGCGGUGGUGGUUUUCCAUUUCAUCGUGCCCAUGAUUGUCGUCAUCUUCUGCUACUUACGCAUCUGGAUCCUGGUUCUUCAGGUCAGACGGAGGGUGAAACCUGACAACAAGCCCAAACUGAAGCCACAGGACUUCAGGAACUUCGUCACCAUGUUCGUCGUGUUCGUGCUCUUUGCCAUUUGCUGGGCUCCACUCAACUUCAUAGGGCUCAUUGUGGCCUCAGACCCUGCCACCAUGGUCCCCAGAAUCCCAGAGUGGCUCUUCGUGGCUAGUUACUACAUGGCAUAUUUCAACAGCUGCCUCAAUGCGAUUAUAUAUGGACUACUGAACCAGAAUUUCAGAAAGGAAUACAAAAGAAUUAUCGUCUCCCUGUGCACAGGCAAGAUGUUCUUCGUGGACAGCUCAAACGAUGAGGCAGAUAAGAUUAAAUGUAAGCCCGCUCCCCUAAUAGCCAAGAACAACUUAAUAAAAGUGGACUCUGUUUAAAAAAGCCAGUGGUGCUAGCAAAUUACCCGCACUGGUUGGGGUCUUACCGCUUUCUGCAUCGGCUUUCUCUUGCCUAGAAAUCAGCAUAGUCCAACUUGAAGCUCUUUAGGGUUGCCUCUGUGUUGCCGGAACUGAGCCACUGUGUGCUUUAUAACCAGAUCUCUAGUUCUGUCUAUGAAGGGGAAUACUGAACAUGUACAGCCUCUUGUUAAAUGAACCAGUGGAGGAGGUUGAAGUACAGUGUGAAAUGAAUUCAAGACAAGAGAGACUUGUGGGAACCUUUCUUUUAUUGGAAUCAUGCGACACAAGUGUAGUACAGGCAUUCCUCCUUACCUAUGAUUGAACUGAAAUAUUCACAAAAACUUCACCUGUGUCGAAUAUGGACACAUUUCUUUUUCAUGUCAUUAUCCCCUAAACAAUACAGUAUAGCCUUUACAAUAUACUGAGUGUUACAUGUAACCCAGCAAUGAUUUAAAGUAUUGUAUGUGUAAGGGACAUGGGUCAGUUCUAUACAAAUACUGCCUCGGUUUUCUCUAACUUAUCUGAGCAUCUUCAGGUUUCCAUGUGCUUGGUGUUGGGGAUCCUGGAAGUAGUCACAGUAGGACAACGAUCAUUUUUUUUUCUCCUCACAUCUUCAGAAAGAUCCCUCGCAGAGAAAGGGUUAGUUUGUUUUAUUUGUAAAUGAGCGAGGGGCACACAAAGAGAAAGUGAGAGGAAAGACUCUUAUUAAAGAGUGGAAAGCUGAAAACGAAUCUACAAGUGAGUCCAUGGCAAUAACAACCACCAUAGUCACGAGCACACACCAUUCGGUGGGCAGUUUCACAAAACUGGGCAUCUCUACCUAUAAUCCAAAUAUUGUCCACCCUGCACCAUGCCGCAGGGGCCAGCAGACCAAGAACUGCUCUACCAUAAAGAUUUUUAUUCAGAUGUCGUUAUUGUGAUGUUUGAAGGCACUAGCUAAGUGCAAAGCUUUGUUCAACUUUAUUAGGCAUUUGACCUAGGGUUUUGUCACUGCUUUGGAUUUCUGUUGACUGGCUGGAUUAUCUACAUAGUUCAUUGAAAAAUGAAGGGUUCAGGAGAACUUGGGCACAGUACAGCCAGUGCUCUAGGUUGAUGAUCUGAUUGCAUAAGUAAGUAAUUGACACCCAAUAGCUCUCACUUGACAGAAAGUGCAGAACCAAGACUCUUCAGUCGUUCACUCCCAUAUUUGUUUGUCUUAGAGUGAAAACCAAACAAAAACAAACCACGCCUGACAGAGCUCUGGUGUGAUAAGUGCUGCCUAUUCUUUAUCCCAGAUGUCUGCUAGGAACUACUGUGGUGUUACAGACAAUGCUUUGCUACAAAUUGCAGGUAUGUUUUCCUUCGUUUUAAAGACCUAUAACAAAAACUGUUACAUAAAGCAUAAGUUGAUGGCUGUGAACACACACACACACAUACACACACACACACACACACACACACACACACACACACACAGGCACGCACGUACGCAUGCACGCACGCACACAGGCACGCAAGGAGUAAAUUAUAUUUUGAUAAAUUUGCUGCUAUCUGUCUAUCUACAUAGAAUUUCUCUGGGAAAGUUAGAGAUUAUAGUGUAAGACUCUUCUGAUGGGGCUUUUCCUCAGGCAAGUUUAAGAACUAAUCUAAUAAUGUUGGAGGCAGUUGUUGUUGGGGGUAAACGUACCCAUGAUCUUUUAAAAACCUUUAACAGAUUAUUUUCAAUUAUGUGCAUGUGUGUGCACAUGAGUGCAGGUGCCCUAGAAGGACAGGGACACUGGAUCCCAUUGAAACGGAAGACAUGGUUGAAAGUCCUGUGGCCUGGUGCUGGAAACCAAACAAGACUUCACUGCAAGAAAAAUGCAUGCUCUUCGCUGCCAAGGUGUGUCUCCAGCAGCUAGCUAUAAGCACAAGUUUUAGCUUCAAAAUGUUACCUAAUUGUUUUAUGUCCAAAAUUUCUACUUCUUAUCCAAAUAUAAUUUAAAUGGUCAAAAUAAUAUGUAACAUAAUAUCAGGACAUACCACAAAGUCUACAUGAACACCAUGCUCUGAACAAUUGAGCUAACUGGCAGCUCUAUAGACUUCAUUGUCAUAUAAAAGAACACCGUCAUUUGCUCAGAAAUGACUUAACAGAUAUGACAGAUUGAGGGGAAUAAUUUCAUUUUUCCCAAUUGCAUAUUGUGUUACUAAAUAUGUACAAGUGUGUAUGUGCAUAAAUAAUUUACAUGUUUAAGCAAUGCAUUUCCCCCCAAUAUAUCUUCAGAUUUUUACAUAUUCUUGGCAGAUUUUGGAUAGGGUAAUCAAUCUUAAAUAUUAAAUUCAUAAUUGCCUAUUGAAUAAGCACACUCACUCUGAAUGUCAUAAUAAAUAAUAGUUUUGAUUAUUUUUUGGACUACCUCUGAUGCUGUCACCAAAUAUUCCACCGUGAACAAGCAGACCCAUUUGGAAUGUAGUAGAUACAUUUUCAGUCCGUUUAAAACAUCCAGUUAUUAUGUAUUAUGAGUUUCCUGAGCAUAAUAAUCGUGUGUGUGUGUGUGUGUGUGUGUGUGUGUGUGUGUGUGUGUGUGUGAUGUGUGUUUGUAUUACUGAGGAUUAAACCCAGGGCCUUUCAAAUUUUAGGCAAACACAGAAUAGCUAUGUUCCCAGCUCCCCCCUUUCCUUGUUAUUUUGACAGGGUCUCACUAAACUGCCCAGACUGGACUUGAACCUAUUAUGCAACCCAUGCAGGCUUUGAACUUGUGGAUCCUUCAGAGUUAGCCUCCAGGGUAUCUGGAGUUACAGGCCAGCACCACCACUGUUUAGCCAUAUAAUCUCCAAGCAACUUUUUCCUUAAAAAAAUAAAAAGCUCACAAAAUUUCUUCUUCUAUUGUACUUUUACUUUCUUUGACUUUUGUGUUUGAGAACAAAGCAGCUCCAAUUGUAAACGAUUCCUGCACAGUGGAAUCGCUGUGCUCUCUGCAGGUCUUGGCUAUUGGUCAUAGACGUUUGAAAAUCUGUGACUGUGUGUUCCUAAAGACUUACAGGAUAAAUGCAAGUGGAUUUAUUUGUCAUCAAUGUUUACAUUAACAAUAAAUGAGAGCUUAUUUUAUCAAAGAACAAAAGAUGAAUGGUAAACCAACUUUUGGUAUGUUUGUAUGCAUAUAUAUAUAUAUAUAUAUAUAUAUAUAUAUAUAUAUAUAUAUAUGCUCAUAGUAUGUGUAUCACCCAGUUAACUGCUUUUGUGUAAUUUGUAAUGUUGGUAAUGUUGGAUAUGAAUGGUUUUUACAGCUUUGAAGAGUCAAGGAUUAUGUGGAUGCUAGGCUAUAUUGUUAAUGAUAAAAUAAUGGCAUAUUUCUAGGAAAUGAUACCUUUAUUCUGAGGACACCUUUUUGUAUACUCAGUUCAGGAAAUCUAUGAAUAAAAUAUUCAUUAAAAACCAAUUCAUCACUAUUGCUUUAGACAUCAGACACUGGCCAUGUCUUUUCUUGUGUCAAUCUGGUGCUCCAGUUUCUGAUAGAACUCACUUUUCAGUGUUUGGUAUAAUGAUAUCUAAUCUAGUAACAUGAAGUGAAGAAACUGUCUUGAAUAAAACAAAUUAGAGGUGCCUUUCAUUUCUGUGAUGAUGGUCAACAAACCCCUAAACACUCUUGAGAUUUGGUGCACCAAGGGACAAAUGCCAGAUGAGCUUCAGUGCUUACGAUGCAGGAGUAAGAAUCAGGUCAAUGAGUAUAUUCUUAUCGUAGGGAAUAACUAGUAAAGUUUUUUUCAUUACUCUGUGGCCAUUGAGCUAUAGGGUUCAUGUUUACUUCAAUAAUGUUUAGAUAAUUUAGAGUAGCUCAACACACAAUGUUAAUCUGAGUUCUGUUAUUAUUUAGUUCUUAUCAAUCUUUUCUUAUGGUCUGUAUACAUUUGAACAAAACCUUAAGUCCUUUAGUGCUAAAUUCAUAUUUCUGAAAAUACGCCCAUUAUCUAAUUGCAUGUUUUUACUUAUGCAUGUACCCCGUGGCUGCCAAGGGUGAAUUACAGUGCAAUC
This is a messenger RNA of Peromyscus maniculatus bairdii (prairie deer mouse), 5185 nucleotides long. RefSeq names its product melatonin receptor 1A (gene Mtnr1a). Gene Ontology annotation, biological process: G protein-coupled receptor signaling pathway. The record is from RefSeq and is a predicted model, not a curated record. Gene Ontology annotation, molecular function: melatonin receptor activity. Gene Ontology annotation, cellular component: plasma membrane. NCBI's taxonomy places the organism in Eukaryota, Metazoa, Chordata, Mammalia, Rodentia, Cricetidae.